Molecule: messenger RNA, 2273 nt
Organism: Telopea speciosissima
Lineage: Eukaryota; Viridiplantae; Streptophyta; Magnoliopsida; Proteales; Proteaceae
Product: oligopeptide transporter 7-like
Exons: 7
Coding region: 6-2213 (735 amino acids)
Biological process (GO): transmembrane transport
Molecular function (GO): oligopeptide transmembrane transporter activity
Source: RefSeq, a predicted model, not a curated record
AGGGGAUGGGGAUGGAGAUAGAGAUGGGUUCGGUGGAGGAUGAGAACGAGAACUCACCGGUAAAACAGGUGGCUUUAACGGUGCCGACGACAGACGACACGAGCCUCCCUGUGAUGACCUUCCGAAUGUGGGUUCUUGGGGUGGUGUCGUGUGUGUUGCUGUCGUUCCUGAAUCAGUUCUUCUGGUACAGGACAGAGCCCUUGGCCGUCACCUCCAUAUCUGCGCAGAUAGCAGUGGUACCUCUGGGGCAUCUCAUGGCGUCAACCCUCACCGAUCGUGUCUUCUUCAAGGGUACACGCUGGGAAUUCACUCUCAAUCCGGGGCCAUUCAAUGUGAAGGAGCAUGUGCUCAUCACUAUCUUUGCUAACUCUGGAGCGGACACUGUCUACGCCACUCACAUCCUUAGUGCUAUUAAGCUAUAUUACAAGAGGAAGCUCACCUUCUUUGUUUCUUUCCUCCUUAUUAUCACCACCCAGAUCUGUUCUGUGUUGGGAUUUGGGUGGGCAGGAAUAUUCCGGAGAUAUCUGGUGGAGCCUGCAGAGAUGUGGUGGCCGCACAAUCUCGUACAGGUCUCGUUGUUCAGUGCGUUACAUGAUAAAGAAAAGAGGCCGAAAGGCCGGCUGACACGUAACCAAUUCUUCUUGAUUGCCUUCAUGUGUAGCUUUGCUUAUUAUAUAUUUCCUGGGUACCUAUUUCCUAUGUUAACCUCCAUGUCUUGGGUCUGCUGGGCCUUCCCUAAGUCCGUUCUCGCCCACCAACUAGGCUCCGGUCUUCAAGGUUUGGGCAUCGGUGCCAUGGCCUUUGAUUGGUCCACCGCCUCAUCAUACCUUAGCAGUCCACUUGCCAGCCCUUGGUUUGCUACAGCCAACAUCGCCGUUGGUUUCCUCAUCCUCAUGUACCUCAUCGUCCCUGUUUUCUACUGGCUCAACAUCUACCAUGCCAAGACCUUCCCCAUCUACUCCAGUCAUCUCUUCACAUCUUCCGGCCAAACCUAUAACAUCUCUGCUAUUAUUGACUCUGACUUCCAGAUUGAUCUCAACGCCUACAAGCAGAAGGGUCCUCUUUACAUCAGCACCUUCUUUGCCAUUACCUAUGGUGUUGGCUUCGCUGCCCUCACCGCCACUAUUGUUCACGUUCUUGUCUUCCAUGGAAGGGAAAUAUUGGAGCUAAGCAAAUCAGGGUUAUUGAAGGAGAAGAGGAAGAUGGACAUACACACAAGGCUUAUGAGUAAAUAUAAGCAAGUGCCCCAAUGGUGGUUCACCUGCAUCCUCCUCUUCAACAUUGUUGCAACUCUCUUCGCUUGUCAGUACUACAACGACCAACUUCAGUUACCAUGGUGGGGAGUCUUACUAGCUUGUUUCCUUGCCUUUAUCUUCACUCUCCCAAUUGGCAUCAUCUAUGCCACCACAAACCAGCGACCAGGGUUGAACAUCAUUACUGAGUAUAUCAUAGGGUACAUGUACCCAGGCCGCCCUGUUGCCAACACGUGCUUCAAGGUGUAUGGAUUUAUCAGCAUGACUCAAGCCGUCACCUUUCUGCAAGAUUUCAAGCUUGGUCAUUACAUGAAGAUUCCUCCCAAAUCAAUGUUCAUGGCCCAGGUUGUGGGAACUUUGCUAUCUUGUUUGGUCUACUUGGGAACUGCAUGGUGGCUAAUGACUUCCAUCCCCAACAUUUGUGACACUUCCCUACUGCCCCAUGACAGCCCUUGGACCUGUCCAAUGGACCGUGCAUUUUAUGGUGCAUCGGUUAUCUGGGGACUGAUUGGCCCUCGCAGAUUUUUCGGGGACCUUGGUCCAUAUUCAGCUGUCAAUUGGUUCUUCCUAGGUGGAGCCAUUGCCCCAGUUCUUGUUUGGGUUGCACACAAAGCCUUCCCUCGGCAAAAAUGGAUCCGUCUCAUCAACAUGCCAAUCCUAUUAGGUGCUACAGGAAUGAUGCCACCUGCCAGCGCUAUCAACUUCAGCACUUGGCUACUUCUUGGGUUCCUCUCUGGCUUCAUCCUCUAUAGAUACCAGCAAAACUGGUGGCAACGCUACAAUUAUGUUCUCUCAGGGGCUCUAGAUGUUGGCCUUGCCUUCAUGGGUGUGCUUCUGUGUCUAUGCUUGGGACUAAAGGGAAUCAACAUUAAUUGGUGGGGAGCAAACCUAGAUGGCUGCCCUUUGGCUACUUGCCCAACCGCCAAAGGGGUAAUUGUUGAUAGUUGCCCUAUUUUCUGACUUAAAUUUGACAGAGAAUAAGCACUGAUUUAAAAUGUAAAUAACUAUGUAGAAUAUGUC